Eimeria acervulina is the source of this 510-nucleotide messenger RNA. RefSeq lists its product as hypothetical. NCBI's taxonomy places the organism in Eukaryota, Apicomplexa, Conoidasida, Eucoccidiorida, Eimeriidae. The coding region runs from base 1 to 510 and encodes 169 amino acids. The record is from RefSeq and is a predicted model, not a curated record. The transcript has 3 exons.
AUGCCCCGCGAAUAUCGGUCCUGGCGGGCUGCUGCUGCUGCUGCUGCUGCUGCUGCAGCAGCCUUGUUGCUGCUGCAGCAGCAGCCAGCAGCAGAAGCUUUUGCUGCAGGGGGGCCCCCCACCCCCCUGCUGCCGUCCUCGAUAACUAGCAGCAAAAGAUUUUUCUCUGUACGCAGCAGCUCUCCAGAUGUUGCUGCUGCGGCACCUGUAGCUUCUCAGUCUUAUCAACCCGUCACAGCAACAACAGCAGCAGCAGCAACAACAGCAACAGCAGCAGCAGCAGCAGCAACAGAUUCUGCUGAUCCUUCAGAGACAGGAGAAGAAGAGGUGGGGGGUUCGACUCGAGUGACACGCAGCGAUUUGCUGCUGCGUGUGAGUAAAGAGACAGGAGCCUCUCGUUCGUUAACAGAUAAAGUGUUGCGAACCAGCGGAGCAGGGAAAGGGCUGCUUAGGAGACAGGAAGCCUUCUUGGAUGGGGCAGCAGCUGCCGGUGCUGCAGCAGCAGAUUGA